Molecule: messenger RNA, 579 nt
Organism: Fusarium sp. VM40
Lineage: Eukaryota; Fungi; Ascomycota; Sordariomycetes; Hypocreales; Nectriaceae
Source: the annotation of a GenBank genome assembly
AUGAUCUCGAACACGAACUAUUACACGUGCGUCCUCCAGAGCACCAUCUAUCAACGACAUCUCCAGGUUCCUGAUGUUGGCGUCAGUCGGGAAGUUCUUCGUGAUCAGAGUCCCGCUUCUGGAUCAACUCUUGUAGAUAAGCCCGAACUUCUGGACGAAAACUCACGGCCAGCUAUAGGCGCACCAGUAUGUGAUCGCGCCCUGCACCAUGAACGAGACCUGGUUUACAUUGACGGACCUGUACCUGACCUCACACAAGAUCAUGUGGUCAAUCAUGGACUCGCUCGCAAUCACGGAGAUGUCCGCGCUCUUAUACGCGGUGCGGCUGAUGGAGGCGAUCUUGAAUGUGACUUGGACGAAGUCCAUAAACUUGAGACACGACCUGGGAUUGCGAUGGCCAGGUCGCUGGUGGAGAAGAUCGUCCCCAAAAAGCAAACGAUCAUCGCUUGCGGGGGGGUCCAAGACGAUUACCGACAUGGACACGAUCAUAUACAUAAACAUGCGAACGAACAAGAUCAGAUACUCGACGGAGAACACCGUCACGACCUAGCCUCAUAUAGUUACGACUACCUGGACUAG